GCAGAUAUUAGGGUUGGAUCUUCCAGGCACAAAACAGCAAGAGGCUCCUUGGUGGUGUCCAGAGAGUGAGUCCGACCUGCAGGAUCACUGUCACCACUGCUGUCCCCACCGUGUCUGUCACACCUCCAAAACCUCUGCAGAGGAGAGGACACCAAAGAGGCCUCGCUGGAGCUGGUAGGUGCAGGGUAGGAGCUGCCAGCAAGCGGAUGCAGAUCCCUGCCUGCCACCUGCCUGUCCCAGCCUUGUUCAUCCCUGGCGUGAGUCUGUCGGAGGCAGAGAGCUGAGGCUGUGUCCUCUCCUACAGUCCAGGAAGGAGCUCUCCCCUGCCUGCUGCCAAAGCCACCCCACUCCCAGCUCCUCCCAGAGUCCUCCAGCAGCUGAAGCAUCUGUUGAGGACCUUCCUGACUGUGACACUUGCCUCACAGUUGGUCUGCCAGAACCCGAGCUUCUCACCUUCACAGCCAACAGCACAGGUUUUCCACAUUUCAGAGCUUUGGGGUUAAAAGAGCUGUCCCCACGCCUCCUGGCCCCCCCAUGCUGUUGGCAAUGAGUGCCUGCAGCAGGAAGGCUCUGACCCUGCUCAGCAGCGUGUUCGCCGUCUGUGGCCUCGGGCUCCUGGGCAUCUCUGUCAGCACCGACUACUGGCUCUACCUGGAGGAGGGCAUCGUCCAGCCCCAGAACCAGACAGCAGAAAUCAAACUGUCCCUGCACUCAGGGCUCUGGAGGGUCUGCUUCCUGGCAGGGGAAGAGCGUGGCCGCUGCUUCACUAUCGAGUACGUCAUGCCCAUGAACAUCCAGCUGACGUCCGAGUCCACCGUCAAUGUCCUGAAGAUGAUUCGCUCUGCCACCCCCUUCCCUCUGGUCAGCCUCUUCUUCAUGUUCAUUGGCUUCAUCCUGAGCAACAUCGGCCACAUCCGGCCUCACAGGACCAUCCUUGCCUUUGUCUCGGGGAUAUUCUUCAUCCUGUCAGGUCUGUCGCUGGUGGUGGGGCUGGUCCUCUACAUAUCCAGCAUUAACGAUGAGAUGCUGAACAGGACCAAGGACUCGGAAACAUUCUUCAAUUACAAAUAUGGAUGGUCAUUUGCCUUCUCUGCCAUCUCCUUCCUUCUCACAGAGAGUGCUGGGGUGAUGUCUGUCUACUUGUUCAUGAAGAGAUACACAGCUGAAGACAUCUACCGACCUCACCCUGGCUUCUACCGGCCCCGGCUGAGCAACUGCUCUGACUACUCAGGGCAGUUCCUGCACCCAGACGCCUGGGCACGGGGCCGCAGCCCUUCCGACAUCUCCAGCGAGGCGUCCCUGCAGAUGAACAGUAACUACCCAGCUCUGCUCAAGUGCCCUGACUAUGACCAGAUGUCCUCAUCCCCAUGCUGAGCCCCACCAGCCCUGCACCCGCUCCCACCCCAGUGCCAACGGGCGCCGCGUCCUGACUCCGUUUGUUGUUUAUUUUUCAGGACAAUUCUCUAUUUAUAGGAGCAUAAAAACAACCAGAGAGAUGGAUUAUAUAACCAAUAAUGUAACCUAGAGAACUGGGAGAUUUUCCUUUCUUUGGGUUUUGGGUUGGUUAGGUUUUGUUGUUUUGGGUUUUUUUGUUUAUUUUUUUUUAUUCUUCCCUGCAUAACUGAAAACGUUUCCAAAGUCCUCUUCUUUCAGCUCAUCCUGCUGAGCAAACAGCAGUUCUGCCUGGGGGAUAAACCCUGGGCUGGACUCAUGAGCAGGAAAAGACAAAAUAGAGUAGAAGUAAGAAAAGGAACAGAAAAUGGUGGUGAUUUGUUUGGUUGGUUUUGGUUUGGGUAGGCUGCAAAAGUUUGAGCAUUUGACUGUGUCAUUUAAUUAUCGAUUUACUGGUGUAAGCACCAGUGGGCAGAAAGGAUUUGUGAACAUCUCCAAGAAAUUGGCACCAUCAGAGAAAUGCAGAUUUUUUUGUAUUAUUGGUUGAUAUCUCUGGUUGCUGGCUAUCACUUUCAACCAGGCUGUCCUGGGAAAUGGCCAUCUCUCCCAGCUAUGUCUCAGCAGGCUUGGACAUCACCAGGUUCUUGUUUCUCCAUGGCCACUUGCAAGCUGGCGCUUAAAUAGAUUGGAUGCUCUGCUACAGCCCUGGGGUGUCUGGGCUCUCAGGGUGGGUUGGGCACCCACAUCUCCUCCACCAUCCCAUAGACUGGAUGUCUGAUGAGUGACUUGGAGAAUUUCAGUGCAGCAUCAAGUGAAAAACUACCUAAAACCUUCUCAUAGGAAACAUUAAGCACAGAGCAAGAGGCAGUGGGAACAAACUUACACAGGAAGUUCUGUCUAAACAUCAGGAGGAACUUCGUUACUUUGAUGUUGGCAGAGCACUGGAACUGGCUGCCCAGAGAGGUUGUGGAGUUUCUAUCUCUGUAGACUUUCAAAACCCACAAGGAUAUUGCAAUCCUGGGCAACCUGCUCUGGCUGGCCCUGGUAUGGCAGGGGGGGUUGGGUUAGAUGAUCU
Messenger RNA from Dryobates pubescens (Downy woodpecker), 2467 nucleotides. It is a transcript of the gene CACNG5, whose product is annotated as calcium voltage-gated channel auxiliary subunit gamma 5. The transcript is spliced from 7 exons. Gene Ontology annotation, biological process: calcium ion transport; positive regulation of synaptic transmission, glutamatergic; regulation of AMPA receptor activity. The record is from RefSeq and is a predicted model, not a curated record. Lineage: Eukaryota; Metazoa; Chordata; Aves; Piciformes; Picidae. Gene Ontology annotation, cellular component: AMPA glutamate receptor complex; postsynaptic density membrane. Gene Ontology annotation, molecular function: channel regulator activity; voltage-gated calcium channel activity. The coding region runs from base 535 to 1374 and encodes 279 amino acids.